AGGUCACGUGGUGGCUUUUCCCGCCACUCGGGCCAGGCGGUUGAGGCGGCUGCUACCAUGCUGCGCAAGCUUACCGUCGACCAGAUCAACGACUGGUUCACCAUCGGCAAGGCCGUGACCAAUGUGGAGCUGCUGGGUUCUCCGCCCGCCAUUCCAGCCAAGGUGGCCAGGGAGGAGACUCUGCGCAAGGACGCGGCACCUUCCCCGGCUUCCGCUUCCACCCCACCGGGCCUCAGGAGAUCGUUCAGCCAGAGGAGUUCAGAGAUAGAGUAUAUUAACAAAUACAGACAACUAGAAGCACAAGAAUUUGACAUGUAUGGCAGUGACCAACCAACACAUAGGCAAGGUCCAAGACCAUCUCUGAUUAAAUUAAGCAAUGUGACAUGUAUCCCAGAGACAACUUACACAUAUCCUGAUUUGCCUAUAAAUCGAUGUAAGGAAAAGGUUAUUUCUUUGAUAGAAAGCAAUUCUGUGGUAAUUAUACACGGCACCACAGGAAGUGGCAAGAGCACUCAACUCCCGCAGUACAUCUUGGAUCAUUAUGUUCAGCGUUCUACUUACUGCAACAUUGUGGUUACCCAGCCACGGAAGAUAGGAGCCAGCAGCAUUGCCAGGUGGAUCAGUAAAGAGCGCUCAUGGGCCCUGGGCGGCCUGGUGGGUUACCAGGUAGGGCUGGAGAAGAUAGCAACAGAAGACACCAGGUUAAUUUACAUGACCACCGGAAUCCUGCUUCAGAAAAUAGUCAGCGCCAAGAGUCUGAUGGAAUUCACGCAUGUCUUCAUUGAUGAAGUACAUGAGCGCACUGAAGAAAUGGAUUUCUUGCUGUUGGUAGUCCGAAAACUUUUAAGAACAAAUUCACGUUUUGUGAAGGUCGUCCUGAUGUCGGCUACCAUCAACUGCAAAGAGUUUGCAGACUACUUUGCUGUUCCUGUUCAGAACAAGAUGAAUCCUGCGUAUGUUUUUGAAGUGGAAGGCGUGCCCCAUUCGAUUGAAGAGUACUAUCUUAAUGACUUGCAGCACAUUUAUCGUAGUGGGCUCUCUCCCUGUCUCCUGGAGGAGCCACUGAUAACAAAGGAUGUCUACGAAGUUGCUGUCUCCCUCAUUCAGCUGUUUGAUGACUUGGAGGUGAAGGAGAGAGGGAACAAGAAAUCAGGGGCCCAGUUUGUGUCAGAGAGGAGCAGUGUGUUGGUGUUUUUGCCAGGUCUAGGUGAAAUCAACUAUAUGCAUGGACUUCUCACGAACAUGGUUCACAAAAGGUUACAGGUCUAUCCACUCCAUUCCAGUGUGACUUUAGAAGAACAAAAUAAUAUAUUUUUAAGUCCAGUCCCUGGGUACAGAAAGAUCAUCCUGUCCACCAACAUUGCAGAGAGCUCCGUCACUGUUCCAGAUGUUAAGUAUGUUAUAGAUUUUUGUCUGACUAGAACCCUGGUUUGUGAUGAAGAUACAAAUUAUCAGAGUCUGCGAUUGAGUUGGGCCUCUAAGACCAGUUGUGACCAGAGGAAAGGUCGUGCUGGGCGGGUGUCUAAAGGGUACUGUUACAGACUGGUGCCUCGGGACUUCUGGGACACGUGCAUCCCUGAUCAUGUCAAACCGGAGAUGCUGCGCUGUCCACUAGGAAGCACAAUAUUGAAAGUGAAGUUACUUGACAUGGGUGAACCGAGAGCUCUGCUGGCAACUGCCCUUUCUCCACCUAGUCUGAGUGACAUUGAGCGCACCAUCCUUCUACUGAAGGAGGUGGGCGCACUUGCGGUUAGUGGGCAGAGAGAAGACGAAAGCCCCCAUGAUGGCGAGUUGACCUUCCUGGGAAGAGUGUUAGCCCAGCUCCCAGUCAGUCAGCAGCUGGGUAAACUCAUAGUGCUGGGACAUGUGUUUGGAUGCCUGGAUGAAUGUCUCAUCAUCGCAGCUGGACUUUCGUUGAAGAAUUUUUUUGCGAUGCCUUUUCGGCAGCAUCUUGAUGGAUAUAGGAACAAAGUGAACUUCUCUGGCAGCAGUAACAGUGACCCCCUUGCGCUUGUGGAGGCGUUUAAGAUGUGGCAGGCUUGUCGACAGCGGGGAGAGCUGCGGCAUCCCAAGGAUGAACUUGACUGGGGACGGCUAAAUUACAUUCAAAUCAAGAGAAUUAGAGAGGUGGCUGAGCUGUAUGAAGAGUUGAAGAGUAGAGUCUCACAGUUCAACAUGUAUGUGGACCCGCAGCAGCCCAGCUUGGACCCAGAGUAUCCGUACAAGCAGCGCUUCAUCCUGCAGGUUGUAUUGGCAGGUGCUUUUUACCCCAAUUAUUUCACCUUUGGACAGCCUGACGAGGAGAUGGCGGUGAGGGAGCUGGCUGGCAAAGACCCAAAGACGACUGUCGUGCUGAAGCGCAUUCCUCCCUACGGAUUCCUGUACUAUAAACAACUGCAGUCCCUCUUUAGACAGUGUGGUCAGGUCAAGUCCAUCGUGUUUGAUGGUGCAAAAGCCUUUGUGGAGUUUUCCCGGAACCCAACAGAGAGAUUUAAAACCCUCCCUGCAGUGUAUAUGGCAGUGAAGAUGUCCCAGCUGAAAGUGUUCCUGGAGCUCCGUGUCCAUGCUGCCGAGGACAUAGAAGGGAAGGUGCAGGGAGAGGUGGCGUCGAAGGUCCGGAACACGAGGGUGACUGUAGACUUCCAGAAGCAGACAGUAGAGCCUAUGCAAGUCUCACUCAACACAUUGGACAAGUCCCAGAGGGCGGCAGAUCUCCUAUUAACCAUCCAAGUUACAGAGGUGGUGGAAGUAGGACACUUCUGGGGCUAUAGGACUGAUGAAAGGAAUGCAGAGCUUCUUGAGAAGCUGACUGCUGAAAUUAACAGGCUGGAGUUGGUGCCUCUGCCAGUCCACCCACACCCCGACAUGGUCUGUCUGGCACCUUUUGUGGAUUUUGAUAAAAGCUACUUCAGAGCUCAAAUACUUAAUGUGUCUGGAAAUUCUGCUGAGGUAUUCUUCGUGGACUAUGGAAACCGUGCUCGCGUAGACCUAGACCUCUUAAUGGAGAUUCCCUAUCCGUGUCUCGAGCUUCCCUUCCAGGCUUUGGAAUUUAAGAUUUGCAAAAUGCGGCCCUCGGCCAAGUCUCUGGUUUGUGGUGAGCACUGGAGCCGCAGGGCCAGCAAGCGGUUCGCCUCUCUGGUAAGCAGAUGUACUCUCCUGGUGAAGGUCUUCUCGGUUGUGCACAAUGUCCUGCACGUGGACGUGUACUGCUGCUUGGGAGCGCUGGACACCAUCAACAUCAGAGAUGUCCUCAUCAGCGAAGGCCACGCAGAGCUGGCAGAGGAGUCCUACGAGUCCAAACAAAGCCAUGAAGCUCUCAGGGGCCUCUUUUCGAAAUCAGGAGACGGAGUGAUGCCUGGGUCUGUGGCCUCUCCUAUGAAGGAUGAGGAGAAGCAUCUGAUUCAGAUUUUGCUGGAGAGCUUCUCUUCCAGUAGACUGGGUACCCCGAGCUGCAAGACUGUCCUCCACGGGCCUUUCCACCCUUAUGAGAUGAAGUGUCACAGUCUGACCAGAAUAUCCAAAUUCAGGUGUGUCUGGAUCGACAAGGAGAGCAUCAACUCGGUCAUCAUUAGUGACACCCCCGCAGAAUUGCACCAGAGGAUGCUGGUCGCAGCCUCACUGUUAGUCAAUGCAACUGGGUCUACCAUGCUGCUGAGAGAGACCUCGCUGAUGCCUCCCAUCCCUGGCCUCCCGGCGCUCCUCAGCAUGCUGUUUGCACCGGUGAUCGAGUUAAGGCUGGACCAGGAGGGAAAAUGCUACACCGGUGUCCUCUGUGGCCUAGGGUGGAACCCAGUGACAGCGGCCCCCAUCCUCCCAGAGCACGACAUGGAGCUGGCGUUUGAUGUGCAGCUCGGUGUGGAGGACAUCACCGAGAUUAAUAUUCUCAGGGCUGCUAUCAACAAGCUAGUGUGUGAUGGGCCGAAUGGAUCCAAGUAUCUGGGGCCAGGAAGAGUCAUGCAGUUACAGGACAGUGCGCGUCAGAAACUUCUGAGUUUGUUCUGUCAGAUGAAGCCUAGAAAGAGGAUUAUUCCGAAGUGGCAUGAAAAGCCCUACGAGUGGAAUCAGGUGCAUCCCAAGCUGGUCAUGGAGCAGGCUGACCGGAAAGGCUGCCGAGGGAAGAGUGCCCUUCUCUACCAGCUUCACAAGCUGCUGGUGCUCAGCCCCUGACUGUGGGAGGCCGCGGAGGCACCUGUGUGUCUCAGCAUGGCUGCCUGUGCCCUUGUGCCCUCCUCUUCGGGGCGGGAGUAGGUUUCUGUGCAGGCGGGAAGGGUUGGAAAGAAAAUCACUGCACUCGGUAUUUGGAAAGAAAAGAAUUGCUCUGGACGAAGGCUGGAAACAGCGGUUUGCUUCCACGCAUGAAGGUGAAGGCUGCUGGCCAGACUCACGGACAGGGUCCAGCGUGGGCUUUCGGGUCCUGCCUGUUACCCGCCUCAGGCCUGUGCCCGGACAGGCAGGGCCGCUGGUUUGCGCAGGGGGCUGUGUGUGCGGUUUUUAAAACCAAUGUGGCAUUUUCUGAUUUUUUUGAGGUUGUUUCCCAUGAGGAAAAAUACCUAAUUUUGGUAAAAUUAAUCUGUUUUGUACAUGUAGGGCUUUUAGUUAAAUUACAGUUUUUGGUUCACAUUUUGGAAAUCAGAAAUGACCUGGCAACUGUUAUAUUUGUGUUAAAACAAUAAAAACCUUAGACAACA
This is a messenger RNA of Heterocephalus glaber (naked mole-rat), 4688 nucleotides long. It is a transcript of the gene Tdrd9, whose product is annotated as tudor domain containing 9. The record is from RefSeq and is a predicted model, not a curated record. Gene Ontology annotation, molecular function: helicase activity; RNA binding; ATP binding. Gene Ontology annotation, cellular component: intracellular anatomical structure. Lineage: Eukaryota; Metazoa; Chordata; Mammalia; Rodentia; Bathyergidae.